AUGAAUUCUGGGGUUAAGGGCGAGAGUUGCUUAGCAGCAGGCUUGCUGCAGCACCAGGUGGCCAUCGUCACCGGUGGGGGCACGGGCAUCGGGAAGGCCAUCGUGAACGAGCUCCUGCAUCUGGGAUGUAAUGUGGUCAUUGCGUCCCGUAAGUUUGAUAGGUUAAAAUCUGCUGCAGAUGAACUGAAUGCCAAUCUGCCUCCUACCAUCCAGGCUCAAGUUACUCCCAUAAAAUGUAACAUCCGUAAUGAAGAGGAGGUAAAUAAUUUGGUCAAAUCCACCUUAGAUAUUUAUGGUAAGAUCAAUUUCUUAGUAAACAACGGAGGAGGCCAGUUCUUCUCUCCUGCAGAAAAAAUCAGUUCAAAGGGGUGGAAUGCUGUGAUUGAAACCAACCUGACGGGCACCUUCUACAUGUGCAAAGCAGGCAAGUUUUACAACUCAUGGAUGAAAAAACAUGGAGGAUCUAUUGUCAAUAUCGUAGUACUUACUAAAAAUGGAUUUCCCGGAGCUGUGCAUAGCGGAGCUGCCAGAGAAGGUGUUUACAACCUCACCAAGUCCUUAGCUGUGGAAUGGGCCAGCAGUGGAGUAAGGAUCAAUAGUGUUGCCCCUGGAAUCAUUUUUUCCAAGACUGCACUUAGCAACUAUGAUUUUUUGACAACAGACAUGCUUAACAAGUACAUUCAGAAGAUCCCAGCUAAACGAUUUGGAGUUCCUGAGGAGAUCUCCUCCUUGGUAUGCUUCCUGCUGUCUCCUGCUGCUUCCUUUGUCACCGGACAGCUGGUGUAUGUGGAUGGGGGCCAGUCUCUGUAUGCACAGUUAUUUGAGGUACCAGAUCAUGACAACUGGCCCAAGGGAACAGGGGACCUUUCUCCUGUCAAAAGCAUAAAAGAGUCUUCUAACCGUACAGCCAAGCUGUAA
Rangifer tarandus platyrhynchus (Svalbard reindeer) is the source of this 918-nucleotide messenger RNA. The record is from the annotation of a GenBank genome assembly. Lineage: Eukaryota; Metazoa; Chordata; Mammalia; Artiodactyla; Cervidae.